This is a messenger RNA of Cryphonectria parasitica EP155, 2043 nucleotides long. RefSeq lists its product as uncharacterized. The coding region runs from base 1 to 2043 and encodes 680 amino acids. NCBI's taxonomy places the organism in Eukaryota, Fungi, Ascomycota, Sordariomycetes, Diaporthales, Cryphonectriaceae. The record is from RefSeq and is a predicted model, not a curated record. The transcript has 2 exons.
AUGGUCUACAGUGUGCCGGUCACGCUCGUCAAUCCAGGCGAACAGAGCUUCCUUCCAAACGCGUUUGGCGGGUCGGCACAGGUGAUCCUCAACACGACCUCGUUCAGCGACGUGCUCGGGCAGCUGGGCACCGUCUCGCAGAUCUCCAAGACACAGCACGAUGGCGGGUCUCCUGCGCCGCUGACGCUCAUGUUGACGGGCUGCUAUGUCAACGCAUCGAGCGAGUCGGCCGUGGACGGUGCUGGGACGCGCGCAGGCUCUGGGUACCGCGACUGCACCACGGCAUGCUCGGACGUGAGCAUGAUGUUCAACUCGAGCUAUACGCUGUGGAACUGUCUGACGCUGGCGGCGGCGAGCCAAUAUGUGGAUGACCAGGUUUUGAUCCUCGACUCGGAUGAGCUGGCGACGGCUGGAGACAGCAUGGGGUUCAGCGACUUGGGUCAGUUCAACGCAACGAGUAUCUUUUCGAAUACGCUGCAGUGCAUUCAGUCGUCGUGCCAGGACUAUAGCCUCGGAUCGUGUACCAAGAACAUCACGACACUUGAUAUCAGUCGUGUUUCGGAUCAGGUAUCGGCACUGUAUAAUGGCCUGCAGACCUACUGUGAUGGGAUGGACAGCGCCAUUAAUUCUGAUAUUGCUGGUCCAGGCGUUGUCCUUUCCUAUAUUCUUCAGGCUGUGCUCGCCAUCACCGUCUAUGUCUUCAUCAACCUCCUCACAAGCUGGCUGCGACCCAUCCUCUCCUUUUUGUACACCGUUCAGGACCGCAUACAAGGCCAACAGCGGUCAGAUCGAGCGAUAGAUGCCACGGCGGCAGACUUGCACCCACAGCAGCAGAGAAACCCUUGGCAGCGAGCAGGCGAGCACCAGCGGAACCUCUCACGAUCCCGCGCAGCAGCAGCGCUGACGUCGGCGCUGGUCGAGUUCCAGGAGAUGCAGGGCUUCUUCGUGGCGUCGAUCCAACUGGCAACGCUCAUGAUUUUUGCUUCGUCGGACCAUUCUGCGAUGCUUAGCAGCACAAGCUCGUUCGCAGAGGCGGUGAUGAACGUGGAGAUUGUGCAGAUGCUGUCCAUCAGCGGCGUGCUGCCUGUCUUGUUCACGCAGGUCGGGCUGAUGCGGCUGGGCGUGCGGUGGUGGUACUUGACGUGCAUCAUGGUGAUCGUCUUCUCGACGGCCAUCAUCAUCUCUCAGAAGAGCCUGAUGCCCGACUACAACACGCUGUGGAGCUAUUUCACCGAGGAGUCCCCCAUCGCCAUGUGCGGCGGCAAUCCGAGCCCCAUGACAUAUUGUCUUGACUCGCUGAAUGUGAUCGACCAAGCCGUCAGCUCCAUGAACUCGGGCCUGUUUGUGGGCUUUAUAGUGGCACCGGCGUUGGUCGCGGACCAAGCCUGGCAUUCGCUCGACCGCAACGGGCGGAUGACGGCGCUCCUCGACAAGUGGGAGCUCUCCAGCGCGACGGCGCUGAUGUUGCGGCGGCGUGUGUGGCCGUUGUUCAGGACGGUGGCGUGGUUCGGUCUCGAAUUUGCGCUCCUAAUAUACGUGGGCAUGUACCUAAAAUCAGUCAUCGACAUCCUCCAGUUCGUCGGCACGUCCGCCUCCGACUGGACGUUUGGGCAGCUCAUCGCCAUUAUGGUCUGGGCCCCCGUGAUUGGCAAGUACGUCUACUACAAUGCCUUUGGCAUCACGGAAGGGGUCGGCAGGCGCCUGCCGAAACGCUACAAGGUUGUUGAGGUUGACGAGGACGAGGACGACUCCGGCUCAGGUCCAAGGCUCACUACUCUGGAUGCGGCGGAGGAGGAGGAGUGGACAAAACAUAGGAUGGGACCACGGAAGUACACCUUCGGCAGCACCAAGAGCAGCAGGGAGAGCUUCCAAUUGUCAAGCCGAAAGUCGACUUUCCAAACACUGAGCCGUGAGGAUACGCUGGUAGGGACUUUUACGCCAAACAUACCUGGGACACCCUACAUCGACUCGCCUUAUGAUGUUUGCGGGAGGAAGAACAAUCCCUUUGAUGAUCUUGGGAGAGGGAAACUUGACAAGUCAUAG